This is a messenger RNA of Symphalangus syndactylus (siamang), 1486 nucleotides long. RefSeq names its product phospholipid phosphatase 5 (gene PLPP5). Gene Ontology annotation, molecular function: phosphatidate phosphatase activity. Gene Ontology annotation, biological process: phospholipid dephosphorylation; phospholipid metabolic process. Gene Ontology annotation, cellular component: membrane. The record is from RefSeq and is a predicted model, not a curated record. Lineage: Eukaryota; Metazoa; Chordata; Mammalia; Primates; Hylobatidae.
UGGGCCGUGGAGAGGAGCUGCUGAUGGACCGCAUGCCGACCUACUCGGCUGGAACUGGGGCGCUGGCUCCCUGCUGAACGCAGCGGAGGGCAGCUCCGCUGGCUUUGCGUCCCCUUUGCCAGACGAUGCCCUCGGCACAGCCGCCAGGCCAGCUUCCUGGGGAGCCGCCGGAGCGCGGGCGACUGGGAGAGGGGGCGGUGCGCAGUUCCCGGCCCGGCCCUCCCCGCGGAGGCGGCCACGUCAGCGCAGCGUCGCUCGGGGCUCGCGGCCCGAUGGGGAAGGCGGCGGCGGCGGCGGCGGUGGCCUUUGGGGCCGAAGUGGGCGUGCGGCUCGCGCUGUUCGCGGCCUUCCUGGUGACGGAGCUGCUCCCCCCGUUCCAGAGACUCAUCCAGCCGGAGGAGAUGUGGCUCUACCGGAACCCCUACGUGGAGGCGGAGUAUUUCCCCACCAAGCCGAUGUUUGUGCGUGGAGAAAGAUCGUCCCUCCUCCCUCCCCAUGACCGGGCUUCCCGCGGGCACCUGUGCGUUUUCCGCCCCGAGACGGCCUCUGUUAUUGCAUUUCUCUCUCCACUGUCUCUGAUCUUCCUGGCCAAAUUUCUCAAGAAGGCAGACACAAGAGACAGCAGACAAGCCUGCCUGGCUGCCAGCCUUGCCCUGGCUCUGAAUGGCGUCUUUACCAACACAAUAAAACUGAUAGUAGGGAGGCCACGCCCAGAUUUCUUCUACCGCUGCUUCCCUGAUGGGCUAGCCCAUUCUGACUUGAUGUGUACAGGGGAUAAGGACGUGGUGAAUGAGGGCCGAAAGAGCUUCCCCAGUGGACAUUCUUCCUUUGCAUUUGCUGGUCUGGCCUUUGCGUCCUUCUACCUGGCAGGGAAGUUACACUGCUUCACACCACAAGGCCGUGGGAAAUCUUGGAGGUUCUGUGCCUUUCUGUCACCUCUACUUUUUGCAGCUGUGAUUGCACUGUCCCGCACAUGUGACUACAAGCAUCACUGGCAAGAUGUACUAGUUGGAUCCAUGAUUGGAAUGACAUUUGCCUAUGUCUGCUAUCGGCAGUAUUAUCCUCCUCUGACUGAUGCAGAAUGCCAUAAACCAUUUCAAGACAAACUUGCACUUUCCACUGCACAGAAGAAGCCUGGGGAUUCUUAUUGUUUUGAUAUUUAAAAAUUGAAUCUGGCUGGGCAUGGUGGCUCAUGCCUGUAAUGCCAACACUUUGGGAGGCCGAGGAGGGUGGAUCACCUGAGGUCAGGAGUUCAGGACCAGCCUGGCCAACAUGGUGAAACCCUGUCUCUACUAAAAAUACAAAAAUUAGCCAGGAGUGGUGUGCCUGUAAUCCCAGCUACUCGGGAGGCUGAGGUGGGAGAACUGCUUGAACCUGGGAAGUGGAGGUUCCAGUGAGCCGAGAUCGCGCCACUGCACUCCAGCCUAGGCAACAGAGUGAGACCCCAUCUCAAAAAAAAAAAAAAAAAAAAAAAAAAAAAUUGAAU